AUGAUCAAGGCAGGACAAGUGGAGAAGACUGUGGAUCGUGAUUUUGAUAUGGAGGAACGCCGUUACCGCACGCUAGAGCAGGCUGUACAGAGGCUGCAACGUGAAGCAAAGGGUUAUUUAGACUCACUUCGGUCGAUGUCAGCAUCUCAACUGCGGAUUGCAGAAGCGAUGGAUGAGUUUUAUGUGGAUGCUCAUCAUAAAGAGCGUGCUAGUAAACAUUAUACACAUGCAAUAGAGGAUUUUGAUACACGAACAAUUAAAGAGCUUGAUGAAAUUUAUCGUAUAACAGUGCUGGAUCCUAUUUCUAAGUUUUGUAUGUAUUUCCCAGAGAUAAAUGCCGCGAUUACAAAAAGAAAUCAUAAAUUGAUUGAUUAUGAUGCAAUACGUGCAAAGGUUAAACGUUUGACUGAUAAACCGUCAGAUGAUAUUAAAAAAUUGCCUAUGGUUGAAAGAGAAGCUUCUGCAUUGAAGGAUUUAUAUACUACAUUGAAUAAUCAGCUUCUUGAAGAAUUACCGCAAUUUAUUGACUUAAGAGUUCCAUAUUUAGAUGCGUCAUUUGAAGCAUUAGUAAAAAUACAAUAUCAAUUUUGUUAUGAUGGAUAUGAUCGUAUGUCAAAGGUUCAGCAGUAUUUUACGUCGCAAGUACGAAAUCAAUAUAGUAGUGGUGAUUUAGAUCAAAGAAUAGAUGAAAUACUUCAAAAAGUUAGAAAUUUGUCUAUUACGGGUUUAAGUUCUGCAUGA
Messenger RNA from Pneumocystis jirovecii RU7, 741 nucleotides. RefSeq names its product amphiphysin-like protein RVS161. The record is from RefSeq and is a predicted model, not a curated record. Bases 1 to 741 code for a protein of 246 amino acids. Gene Ontology annotation, biological process: endocytosis; plasma membrane tubulation; actin cortical patch localization. Lineage: Eukaryota; Fungi; Ascomycota; Pneumocystomycetes; Pneumocystales; Pneumocystaceae. Gene Ontology annotation, cellular component: mating projection tip; actin cortical patch; Rvs161p-Rvs167p complex. The transcript is spliced from 7 exons. Gene Ontology annotation, molecular function: lipid binding; protein binding.